AUGUCUGUGUUUCGAUGGAAAGGCAUCCUGGACCUUGUGGACAAGGAGUGGAUGUGCGACUCACUCGCAGACGACGACAUUGGCGUUCCGGAGGAGUUGGAUGCGAACCUUGACGACGAUGGCAGCUUGCUGCGCCUGGGGAGAGAGCCGCCCGAGAGAUGGAACGACUUGGGUCUGGAUCUGUUCGUUCCUGCGCAAACGCCUCCAUGA
Molecule: messenger RNA, 210 nt
Organism: Aphanomyces invadans
Lineage: Eukaryota; Oomycota; Saprolegniomycetes; Saprolegniales; Verrucalvaceae
Exons: 3
Coding region: 1-210 (69 amino acids)
Source: RefSeq, a predicted model, not a curated record